AUAUCUCUUUGACCUUUUAUUUCUCCUCCCUCCCUUCAUCUCACAGGCAACACCCCAUCUUCCUCUGCAAAAUCUAUAGGCGGUUCUGAAUUUCCAAUCCCCACCAUUUCCCAACCAAUCUCGAUCUCCGUCUCUCUAUUUUUUUUGUAUCAGCCAAAUCCCAUUCUCUUCCUACAUUCAAUCUAAUUCUCAAGUUCUAGGAGUUAUUUCUCUCGUUUCCUUCUUAUGGGGCCGACCGAGGAUCCGGAUGACUCGGUUCUGACUCGUCUCGCCGAAUCUGUUAAAGCGAUCUCGGAGUUGCCCGAGUGCCGAAACGUCUGCAAGAAGAUGUACGGGAACCUGGUUCGGAGAGUCAAGCUCCUGAGUCCUCUCUUCGAGGAAUUGAGGGACAGCGAGGAAGAGCUCCGCGAAGAUGAGGUCAAGGCCUUAGAACUCCUGCGACUGGCUCUGGAUUCAGCUAUAGAGCUUCUCCGUUCGGUGAACGGAGGGAGCAAGCUCUAUCAGGCUCUGCAAAGGGAAAAGAUUGCACAGAAGUUCCACCAUGUAACGGAACAAAUUGAAGCAGCAUUGAACGAGAUUCAUUAUGAUAACCUUAAUAUAUCCGAGGAGGUCCGCGAACAGAUUGAACUAGUACAUGCUCAAUUCAAAAGAGCCAAAGGAAAAAUGGACUCCCUUGAUUUUCAAUUGGACAUGGAUUUAGCCAUAGCACAGAAAGAAAAAGACCUGGACCCGGCAAUAAUCAAAAGACUUUCUGAAAAGCUGUAUCUCAAGACUAUCAAUGAUGUUAAGAAAGAGUCACUUGCAUUCCAUGAAUUGGUUAUCUCGAGUGAUAUAGAACCAAGAGACAGCUUUGAAGAAAUGUCAUCAUUGUUUAAGAAGAUAAAAGACUGGGUACAGAUGGCAAAUCCACAAGUCGACACCUCUGAGGGUGAAAUGAGAUUGAUUAAGCACAGAUCUCCUGUUAUCCCAGAUGAUUUCAGAUGUCCAAUAUCUCUUGAGCUGAUGAAAGAUCCUGUGAUUGUUGCUACUGGACAGACUUAUGAAAGGUCCAGCAUUCAGAAAUGGCUUGAUGCAGGACAUAAAACCUGUCCCAAGACACAGCAGACACUGUUGCACACGGCCCUAACUCCUAACUACGUUUUGAAAAGUCUGAUUGCUUUAUGGUGUGAGAGUAAUGGCGUUGAGCUUCCAAAAAAGCAAGCAAAUUGUAAAAGCAAGAAAUCCGGAUGCAAAGUUUCAGACUGUGAUCGUGCUGCUGUCAAUGAGUUAUUGGAAAAACUGGCAACUGGGAAUCCAGAACAGAAAAGAGCAGCUGCUGGUGAGUUCAGGUUGCUUGCAAAGAGGAAUGCAGAUAAUAGAGUAUGUAUUGCUGAAGCAGGAGCCAUACCACUUCUUGCAGACCUAGUGUCCUCUUCAGAUCCCCGAACACAGGAGCAUGCUGUUACAGCACUUCUCAACCUUUCCAUCAAUGACAGUAACAAGGGAACUAUUGUAAAUGCAGGAGCCAUUCCUGAUAUAGUAGAGGUGUUAAAAAAUGGAAGCAUGGAAGCUAGGGAAAAUGCAGCUGCAACUCUUUUCAGUUUAUCUGUAGUAGAUGAGUACAAGGUCAAAAUAGGAGCAGCAGGGGCUAUCCCAGCUCUCAUAACGUUGCUAUGUGAGGGGACUCCAAGAGGGAAGAAGGAUGCUGCCACUGCUAUUUUCAAUCUUUCAAUCUAUCAGGGGAACAAGUCAAGAGCUGUGAAGGCUGGUAUUGUGGCCCCACUGAUGAGGUUGCUGAAGGAUGCUGGAAGUGGGAUGGUCGACGAAGCACUAGCAAUCCUUGCGAUUCUUGCAAGCCAUUUCGAAGGGAAGAUAGCCAUUGGUCAAGGUGAGCCAAUCCCUGUUUUGGUGGAGUUUAUAAGAACUGGUUCCCCACGCAAUCGGGAGAAUGCCGCAGCAGUAUUGUGGUCUCUAUGCACGGGUGAUUUGCAGCAGUUGAAACUAGCCAGGGAGCAUGGUGCAGAAGAGGCAUUGAAGCAACUGUCAGAGAAUGGUACUGACAGGGCCAAGAGAAAAGCUGGAAAUAUUUUAGAACUCCUCCAUCAAGUUGAAGUGGUUGUCGAAGCAUAAAAUUCCAAGUGUUCUUGUGGUCUUUUGGUGCGUUGUUGGCAUGGAGAAAGUAUAGUUCCUAGAUAUGUUUCAUAAGGUUGUGCAGGAAAACUUUUCCAAAAUGUAUACAAAUGUACACAUCAUCAUUUCAUCGACUGGCUGGGUCUUUGUGCACAAAGAAAUAUGUUUGCGGGCUAUGUAUCAACAUCAAAGAUGGCGUGUAUCGGGUGUCAAAAAUGGGUUGGUUGUUUAUCAGACAGUUCGCCCCCAGAUCAUCAAAAAUACUUCUUUUAAAAAUCCAACCAGCAUUGCAAGGGGCAGCAUACAUGAACAUUUUCAGAAAAUUUUCAAACCAUACUCGGGUUUUGUAAGAGAAACUGGAAAAACGAGGUACACCCUUAACGCUGUCAAACUUGCUUCAUCAAAAUUUAUUUUUGUUUGUAUAUGGUAAUCAAGAAUGUAUUUUGAGUUUCAUAUUCUUGUAUACUUCGAACUAAGUCAAUGUCGCAGUAUCAUGUGAUUUUAUUGUGUUUGUUACAGUGAAAAUUAUAAACGUGAAUUUUUGCAA
This is a messenger RNA of Juglans microcarpa x Juglans regia, 2656 nucleotides long. Its product is annotated as U-box domain-containing protein 14. Gene Ontology annotation, cellular component: cytoplasm; nucleus. Gene Ontology annotation, molecular function: ubiquitin-protein transferase activity; protein binding. The coding region runs from base 226 to 2109 and encodes 627 amino acids. NCBI's taxonomy places the organism in Eukaryota, Viridiplantae, Streptophyta, Magnoliopsida, Fagales, Juglandaceae. Gene Ontology annotation, biological process: cell surface receptor signaling pathway; protein ubiquitination. The record is from RefSeq and is a predicted model, not a curated record. The transcript is spliced from 5 exons.